AUGAAUACACCCUGGGAAAACUCGGGCGAUAUCCUGCAAGGUAUCAUGGCCACUCGCAUCCCCGCACCGCACACCUCCGUCGAAAACCCGCCCGACAAUUUGAUGACCCCGUCCGACCUCACCCUCGGUGAUCCGGCUUCUUUCUUGGGCUUCCAGUUCGCUUCUUCGUCUUCCUCCUCUUCCGCUCCCUCGUCGGAUCCCGCCGUGCUCCCCCAUCGUCCCGCUUCCCUGCUCAGCCCCUGGUGGCCCCAUCACUACCAACCCUCCUCGUCCUCGUCCUCGUCAUCGUCCUCGCGCGACUAUGCCCACUAUCAAUUAUCUCGCCGCUCCCACGAUCAAGACGCCUGGAAUCCUCUCCAGGUGACCGGCGUCCCCACCAACGCCGCCGCCUUCCCCAUUCUCCCCUCGCGAACAACGGCCUAUCCGACAGACGGCCUGGCCCGGCGCUGUUCCACCGGCCAACGCAGUGACUUCUCUGAGAAUGGCAGCCACCUGAACGGCAUCCACCCGUCGGACUCGGGAUACAGCAGCCAGAGCUGCACCACCCGCUCGGUGACCUCCUACGCCAUCGACUCGGCCUGCAGCCCCUACCUGGGUCCCGCGGAGCAGGAACCCGAGGAGAAACCCGUCUUGGACCUCAAUGUCGUGCCGCCUGGAGAUGCGCCCUUGAUUCGCAUGAAUCAUCUGGGUUCUCCGUCUUUUUUCUGCCAAGACACCAUUCGAUGUGAUUAUCCUGGGUGUACGUGGACGGGGAAGUGUCCGUCCGACAAGAGAAAGCACGAAGCCCGACACAAAAAAUCUUUCAAAUGCGACGAGCCUAACUGCUCUCGCAAAGAAGGCUUCGGGACCAUCAACGACCUCGCCCGCCAUAAGAAAUGCGUUCACAAGCAGGAGCCGGAGCGUGGUCCCAAGGUCCUCUACCUGUGCUUCGGCGAAGACUGCCCUCGACGGAAUAAGCGCUGGCCCCGUCUGGACAAUUUCCGUCAGCAUCUGGCCCGCAUGCACCACGAGGAAGAUGCUGAUGCGCUGUUGAAGAGGUCGCUCGACUGGUACGAGACCUGCGAGAAGCCGCAAGAGCUGGCUCGAUCCCUAGCGGGGCGCUUCGGAGACGACGCGUCGACGGCCCCUCCAACGCAAUUCGAUCCCGGAGACCAGCCGGGAGAUUCGGGCACGGAUCGCCGUGAUACCUCGCCGGAGCAGCGGGGCGGAUGUCCUCUAGUGGAAGAAACCACCGAGUCCAGCGGAGAGUCCACUCCCACCCAGCCGCCACUGCCAGACCUCGAGCCAAUGGAGCUGCCGGCCUUGAACGCCCUCCAUCUAGACACAUUGUCAGACCGCAAGAGUUCCAUCUCCUCCCAAGGAAGCGGCGUCCGCACAGAAAGAAUGGACGACAUGAUCUCCGAAGCCGCCACCAACAUGAUCAACGCCAUGACCAAGAUCAUCAACAACGGCCACCGCCGGCGCAGCCACCAGCCUGACGGUGAUAACGAACAGGACUCCUCUCCGCUGUCCGACCCAAAACGGGAGAUGCUGCAGCGCAUCUUGACGGUAGCGCUGGAUCGGCUGUCGGGGUCUGCCGGCGGUCGUCGUCCUAGUGCCGUUGAGUCGGGGAAGAAGGAGUGGAUCCAGUGUGAGUUUUGUACGAAGCGGACGCGGUUACGGUGUGAGAUGAAAAAACACAAAAAGCGCCACGAACGCCCCUACGGCUGCACCUUCCCCAACUGCCCCAAAACCUUUGGCAGCAAAGCCGACUGGAAGCGCCACGAGAACUCCCAGCACUAUCACCUCGAAAGCUGGCGCUGCCCGCUACCAGACGGCACCGUGCCAUGUGCGCGCGUCUUCCACCGCCAAGAGAUAUACGCGCAGCAUCUCAAGAAACACCACGCGUGUACCGACGAGACGGCCGUGCAGACGGCUAUUGCCCGGGAUAAGGUAGGCCGUGAGGGCGGACACGCCCAGUCCAUGUCGCAGUUCUGGUGCGGGUUUUGUGGGGAUGUCGUGCCGUUGAGGAGUGAGGAGGGUCUUGGGGCGUGGAAUGAGAGGUUUAAUCAUAUUGAUAGGGAGCAUUUUCGGAGGGGGGAGAGGAUUGAGGAGUGGAGAUCGUAUGGGGGGGAGGGGGGUCGGAAUGGGGCUCAUGAUGAGGGUAACCAUGAGGAUGAUGAUGAUGAUGGAGAUGAAGAGGAUGACGAAGCGGAGGAUGACGACAGUGACAGCGACAGCGAUGGGAUGCACGACGACGAGAUCAUGGUAGAUGAGGAGGGUCCGUCCAUGGCGCCGCCUCCGUCUCUUAAGCGCAAGCGGUGCCGAGCUUCUCCGGUGGAUGUUUGCCAAGGUGGGGAGGAGAAACGGGCCAAGAUGGCUGGUGGGUUGGAUUAUGUGCGGACAUCGGGGUUUGCAGUGCAUCCUCAUCCUCAUCCUCGUCAUGUGGGGGAUGUUUACCAGGGAUGA
Messenger RNA from Aspergillus candidus, 2448 nucleotides. Its product is annotated as putative C2H2 finger domain protein. The transcript is spliced from 5 exons. Gene Ontology annotation, cellular component: nucleus. Gene Ontology annotation, biological process: regulation of transcription by RNA polymerase II. NCBI's taxonomy places the organism in Eukaryota, Fungi, Ascomycota, Eurotiomycetes, Eurotiales, Aspergillaceae. The coding region runs from base 1 to 2448 and encodes 815 amino acids. The record is from RefSeq and is a predicted model, not a curated record.